Molecule: messenger RNA, 2100 nt
Organism: Cuscuta epithymum
Lineage: Eukaryota; Viridiplantae; Streptophyta; Magnoliopsida; Solanales; Convolvulaceae
Source: the annotation of a GenBank genome assembly
CCGAAAUUGCCAUGAGUGGAUACAGAGCGCUGUGAGUGUGUACACAAGGUCAAAAGCCAUUCUGUUUCACGUCGACUCCGUCCGUGCCGGAGAUGAGCGCGGUGCACCUUAUCUCCCGCCGGCAAACUCCUCUGUUCCUUUCUUCUUCUCCAAAAUCUCAACUCCGUCAAUUGUGCACCGCCGCCGCCGUUUCUGCACCCUUGAAACCUUGGUUCACUCCACCUCCUACUCCGCCAAAACCUCCUCAAAACAUUCAUAUCGAUCCAAUCCUCACGAGCCUUUCAGAAGCCAUAACGAAUUCCACAAGGAAAUCCCUCCAAGCCUCCCUCAAAAACGUCCUUCCAUCUCUUAAACCCCAACACAUCAUCGACCUAAUCAAUCUCAACCCUCACUCUCUCCCCACUUCAUCUCUGUACUCCUUAUUCACAUGGCUUUCCUCUCACUCAUCCCCUUUCCGCCACACCCUCCACACCUACUGCACCAUGGCUCACCUCCUCUCCGCCUCCAACAUGCUCCCACAGGCUCAGUCUCUUCUGCAAACAAUUGUUUCGAGAAAAGGGAAGAAUUCAGCCUCUGCGAUUUUUACUGCCAUUCUUGAAUCUAAAGGUACACCGGACUCCAUCACCCGGCUUUCCUGCUGCCUCAUAGUUCUGUAUCUCGAAUCUGGUUUUAUCUCGGAUGUUAUCCAGUGUUUUCGGAUUAUCAAAAAGCAUAGGUUGGUUAUUCCGCUUCAAGCUUCUUCGCGGGUGAUUGAUCAUUUGAUGAAAGCUGCACCAUUGGUAGGUUGGGGGUUAUAUAAGGAGCUAUUAGAAGCAGGGUGUCCUCCAAGUGUGUAUUGUUUCAAUAUGUUGAUGCAUAAAUUCUGCAGGGAAGGCCAACUGAGGGAAGCUCAUUUGGUUUUUGAUGAAAUUAGGAAAUGGGGCAUAUUGCCUACAGCUGUUAGCUUCAACACUUUGAUCAAUGGAUAUUGCAGAUCAGGUGAUUUAGCUGCAGGGUUUAGGUUUAGGACUGAAAUGGAGAAGACUGGAGUAGUUCCAGAUGUUUAUACUUACAGUGCUUUGAUCAAUGGCCAUUGCGAGAAGUGUUUAAUGUCUGCUGCAGGAAAAGUGUUUGAUGAAAUGUGUGAGAGAGGUUUACUCCCCAACCAUGUGAUCUUCACAACAUUGAUUAAAGGGCACUGUAAAGACGGGCGGGUUGACUUUGCCAUGGAUGUCUAUCAACGCAUGCUGAGAAACCACAUUUGGCCCGAUCUGAUCACAUGUAACACACUACUUGAUGGGCUUUUGAAGAGCGGGGACCUAAUGGGGGCCCGGAAACUCAGCUCCCAAAUGAACGAAAAAGGUAUAAGGCCCGAUAAGAUCACAUAUACCACACUCAUAGAUGGCUAUUGCAAGGCGGGAGAUGUAGACGCUGCGUAUGAGGUCCAAAAAGAAAUGACAGAAAAUGGGAUAAUGCUCGACAAUGUAACAUAUACGUCCUUCAUCACAGGUCUAUGCCGAGAAGGGAAGUUAGUAGACGCGCAGAGAAUGUUAAGAGAAAUGUUGAGUGUCGGUUUAAAACCUGAUGUUCAAACAUACACUAUGGUCAUUGAUGGCUUUUGCAAGAAGGGAGAUGUGAAAAUGGGGUUUGAGCUGUUGAGAGAAAUGCAAAGGGAUGGAUAUAGGCCGGGAGUGAUAACCUAUAAUGUUAUUAUGAAUGGUUUGUGCAAACAAGGUCAGAUGAAGAACGCAGAGAUGCUAUUGCAUGCUAUGCUUAAUAUAGGGGUUGUACCCGAUGACAUCACGUACAACAUUCUUUUGGAAGGACAUUUGAGGAAGCGCGUGAAGUUUGGUGAUGGCGGUGAUAUGAUUCUACGACGUGAAAUGGGGCUUGUUCUUGACUAUGCUUCUUAUUGUUCCCUAAUGGGUAGCUUAAAUGUAAAGAAAAAACAAAGAUGUUAAUACAAGUUGACCCUAAUGGAGUUGCAUAGCAAUUGUCGACAGCGUGUAGAAGCAAUGCUCACCAUCUAUGAAGCACGGAUACUUCCCUAGGGUAGCGUAUCGGCGUAUCGGAUACGUUCUCGUAUCCGAUACUCUAGGAUACCCGUACCGUACGUUCCCG